Paramecium sonneborni is the source of this 1898-nucleotide messenger RNA. NCBI's taxonomy places the organism in Eukaryota, Ciliophora, Oligohymenophorea, Peniculida, Parameciidae. The record is from the annotation of a GenBank genome assembly.
AUGAACGUUGAAUAAAUUUUACAAGGUCUCAAUCCAAAUACUACUAAUAUUAAUUUAGAGUUUAGGUAUAAAAUAUAUUCGAUAAUAAGGUAACUUGAUAGCAUCAAUCAUUUAAUUGAGAAUUUUGCUAGAUUUCAAAGAUUAAAAUAUGUAAUAGAUUUUAUACUAUUUUUAAGAUUAAUCUAUAAGGUAAUAACCUUACUUAAUUGAGCAAUAACUUAGCAAUACUAUUCAUAGAAGAAUUGGAUAUAUCAUAAAACCCUUUGGAUUUUGAAAUUGUUAUAAAGCAAUUAUAAUAAUUAUCUAAGUUAACGAAAUUGCAGAUCACAAUAAAACCUGAAGAAGCUUAAAUAAUAUAAGAAUGUUUACCACAAUUGAGAUUUCUUAACAAUCGUGAAAUUAACCCUGUAGCUUUUAAACAAAAAGAUUUAGAAUAAUAUGCAAUACAAUUUGAAAAAUUGAUAGAGAUAUCAAAAGAUGAUAGGUUAAGAAACCUAUUUGAUGAACAUGUUAAGAAUGUGAUGAAAGAUCUCUCCUUAAGAUUAUCAAAGGAUUUGCCUGUAUUUAAAGCAAAGACUCAUUUAUUAAGAGCAAAAUAUGCUUUAUAGGAACUGAAUUUUAAUAUGAUAAUUGAAUAUACUUAAAAUUUAGAUUAGAAAGUGAGUUCAUACUUAUAAAUGGUUCAUGAUGAUCAUGCAAAUAUUUUUAAAGAAUUAACGAACAUCAUAUUAAGUCAAGAUUCAAUGAAUCCAGUAAGUUAAUAUAUAGAAAAAUUGGAGAAACAAGAGUUAUUGAUAAAGUAAUUGGAAUCAGACUUAUAAGAGUAAUAAUAAACAAUAUAAAUGUGUUAAGAAGAGAAUCAAAAAUAUUUAGACCUGAUAAUUAGACAUGGAAAAGCUAAUUAUGAUUCAAAAUAAUCAUAUUAAAAUUUUCAAUAAUAGUAACAGGCCUUGAAACCCACUAAUAAAAAAAUUGAUACUUCAAUUAUAAAGGAAAAAUCUUUACAAAGUAGUUAAUAAAAUGAGGGAUCUUUAUUGUCCACAGCAAAAUUAAUACCAUUAAAAUUAUUGAAAGAAUAGAUUUAAGAAAUUUAUGAUUCUAAAGCUAAAUAUGAUUAGAAAUGCUAAGAGACAAAAUAAGCAAGGGAAACUAUGGAAUAACAUAUGUACACAUAUUUUAACUAAAAAUAUGGAUUAAAGGUAAUAUCAAUAUUAAUUUAAUUAGAAUAUUAUAAUUGAAUAGGCUAGUACUAUAAUUUAGAGUGUUAAAAGAUUAAGCUAGGAAGAUAAUGAUAUAUGUGUUUUUGGUAAAAUUUUAAGAAAUGAAUGUGAUGAAGAAUUUAGAUUUGUUCAAAUUUAAGUAAAAUAAACAAUUGCAGAACUGUUACGCAUGUUUUUGAGAUAGAAAAACCCUUUAAAAAAUAUGACAGAUAUCAAAGAAAUUUGGAAUUAGAAAAUACAAAAUUACUUAAGUUUUGAAGAAUGUUAAGAAAUUGUAACUUAUAUGUACAAUCAAGAAGAUAGUUAAGUUUUAUUAUAAAAAUUGAACUAGAUUAAAUUAUAAGGCAAUAAAUUAGAAUAUUGUUAAUUUGUAUCUUCUAUCUUAGAUUUUUAACUAUUCACUCAUGAGAAAUAUUUGUAGAAGUUUCUUAAGCUAUUCAGAUAAGUAGAUAUAGAGAAAAAAGGAUAUUUAUCAGAUGUAAAAUAUAUAUAAUCUUAAAGGUUUAAUUUCGAUAAUUGAUGAAUUCGACAAAUCUAAAUUUAAGUGAGGAUGAAAUAAAUAAAUUUAUGUGCAUACUUGAUCCAUUUAAUACUUAAUAAAUGACAUUUUCUUCAAUAGUCUCAUUGCUAUCAAGUGUUGGAAGAAAUCAAGUGACUUUAUUAUAAAAAAUUUAAUGA